AUGAACAACAGAGACCGCUGCAAGGUGUACAAGAGGGUUGCUGUCAUGUUCUGCCUGGCAGUGGUGGCACUGACUGUUUUCCAAAGAGGAAGUGUCAACAUGGGGGCUCCAUUCCAACUUGAGAGGCGGGCUCGUAUGGAUUCAUCGGAGGGAGCAGAGUCCGGAUUUUUACUCUCCUCUCAAAGGAUAAAAGGUUUUUGGAAGGCGAGCAAACAAAAGCCUCUCCGGCUGAGUCGGUCUACCACAGAGGAACCUAGUAUUACUGAAAUCAACAGCGCUACAACCUGGGAUAUAACCAGCUCUAACUGUAGCGCCAACCUCAAUCUCUCAGGCCAGGAUUGGUUUCGUGGACUCGAGGAAAAUUUCAAGCAGUUCAUGCUCUAUCGACACUGUCGUUACUUCCCAAUGCUCCUCAACCAUCCCGAGAAGUGCUCAGGUGACAUAUAUUUACUCAUGGUAAUCAAGUCAGUGGCCACCCAGCACGACCGAAGAGAAGUCAUUCGAAAAACCUGGGGGAAGGAGCGAGUGUUGAAUGGAAAGACAAUAAAGACGCUAUUCCUUCUUGGUAAACCGUCCAAUCACGCUGAAAGGGCAAACCAUGAGAAGCUUGUAGAGUAUGAGAACCGCAUCUAUGGUGACAUCCUCCAGUGGGGCUUCUUGGAUAGUUUCUUCAAUCUUACACUGAAGGAGACACAUUUUCUCAAAUGGUUCCACACAUACUGCCCAAAUGUUCGCUACAUCUUCAAGGGGGAUGACGAUGUCUUCGUCAAUGUGGAGAACAUUUUCGAGUUCCUAGACAGCACUAGCAAUACAAGGAAUCUCUUCGUAGGGGAUGUGAUUUUCAAGGCGAGACCAAUCCGUAAAAAGGAAAAUAAGUACUACAUCCCACAAGCUCUUUAUAACAAGACCCAUUACCCUCCGUAUGCUGGUGGAGGGGGGUUUCUAAUGGACAGAACAGUGGCAAGACGGCUUCACUGGGUUGCAGACACCCUGGAGUUGUAUCCCAUUGAUGAUGUCUUCUUGGGUAUGUGCCUUGAGGUCCUUCAGGUCACGCCAAUAAAACAUAACGCCUUUAAGACUUUUGGCCUCGUGAAAAACAAGAGCAGUAAAUUAAACAGAGAGCCAUGUUUCUUUCGGAGUAUGAUUGUUGUGCACAAACUGCUCCCAACGGAACUAAGACACAUGUGGAAUCUAGUCAACAGUGACCUGAUCUGCUCUCAAAAAGUUGAGAUCCUAUAG
Molecule: messenger RNA, 1239 nt
Organism: Nerophis lumbriciformis (worm pipefish)
Lineage: Eukaryota; Metazoa; Chordata; Actinopteri; Syngnathiformes; Syngnathidae
Source: RefSeq, a predicted model, not a curated record